This is a messenger RNA of Atta colombica, 1277 nucleotides long. RefSeq names its product zinc finger protein OZF (gene Zaf1). Gene Ontology annotation, biological process: regulation of transcription by RNA polymerase II. Bases 116 to 1255 code for a protein of 379 amino acids. NCBI's taxonomy places the organism in Eukaryota, Metazoa, Arthropoda, Insecta, Hymenoptera, Formicidae. Gene Ontology annotation, cellular component: nucleus. The transcript has 4 exons. The record is from RefSeq and is a predicted model, not a curated record. Gene Ontology annotation, molecular function: DNA-binding transcription factor activity, RNA polymerase II-specific; RNA polymerase II cis-regulatory region sequence-specific DNA binding.
GAUAUCUAAUAAAAAAAUGGCUUUGGGACAAAGGGAUUAAGGAUCUUGUUAGCAAUGUGAGCUUACAAAAAGUCUCGUUGCCAAGGCCCUUAUUGACAAUUCUUCAAAUGAAAGUAUGUUUAGUCCUAUACAAAUAAAGCAUGAAUGUACAACCAUAGAGGAUGUAAACGCAAGUAAUAGAAUUAAUAGCUCAGAUAGUUCUUUGUAUCCUUUUAUCAGUCAAAAUAUUGGAUAUAAGCACCGUCAGUUGUCUCAAUUUUGGGAACAAACGCAGUUAUCAAACGAGGUACCUGCGAAAAAUGAAAUUCAUGAUCAACAGACUAUGUUCCGAGCAGAAGAAGCUGGUAGUUUAUCAUAUAUGCAAAAUGGCAUAUUCCUUUCAGUUGAUCAAGAGGAUGGCAACAAUCAAAUACAAACAAAUAACCAGUGUGAUUCCCUGAGUACAAGUAAUGUCGUAGUUCAAGAAAACAAACAGUCACAAUCUGUACAGGAUUUGAAUAUAGGAAAUAUUAGUCAAACAUUAACAGCACAAUCGCUGACUGUAAGAAACAAUCGUCUUGGAAGGCCAUCCAAAAGUUCUACGGAAUCUAGUACAGGAAAAAAGUUAAAAUGUCAAUGUGAGAUUUGCUUCAAAGAAUUUGGACACAAAAGUAAUUUAUUUAUUCAUAUGAGAACACAUAAUGGAGACAGGCCAUAUAAAUGCAACCAAUGUGAAAAGUGUUUUACACACAGUGGAAACUUGGCUAUACAUAUGAGAACGCAUUCUGGUGAACGCCCAUAUGGUUGUCAGAUAUGUGGAAAAAUGUUUAGCCAUAGUGGAAAUCUUUCCACUCACUUAAGAACUCAUUCGGGUGUAAAGCCCUACAAAUGUAAUGUGUGUGGUAAAGAAUUUAGACACAGUGGUAACUUGUCAAUACACGAGAGAAUACAUUCCGGAAUUAAACCAUUUCAAUGUAAAAUUUGUGGGAAAGAGUUCCAUCACAGUGGUAAUUUAACAACUCAUAUGAAAAAACAUCCUGUAAAUACAGACACAAAUCUAACUGAUUGUGAAAACAAUCAAAAGCAUGUAUUGCAUACUAGUACUGCAGAUGUUAAUAUUACCGCUUCUUCAAAUUAUUUAAAUAAUGUAUCUUUAACGCUCAAUGAUGACAUUAAAUUAAUGCAUAAUACUAGUAAUGUGGUUCCUAUAAAGAAUGAAAGUACAGAAGAUACUGUAUUAAAUACGAUGGGAAGAUUAACAUCUACUUCUAGUUGAAGGUAUACACUAUUAUUAUUAU